Gossypium raimondii (Peruvian cotton) is the source of this 840-nucleotide messenger RNA. RefSeq names its product basic leucine zipper 9. Bases 1 to 801 code for a protein of 266 amino acids. Gene Ontology annotation, molecular function: DNA-binding transcription factor activity. The record is from RefSeq and is a predicted model, not a curated record. NCBI's taxonomy places the organism in Eukaryota, Viridiplantae, Streptophyta, Magnoliopsida, Malvales, Malvaceae. The transcript has 6 exons. Gene Ontology annotation, biological process: regulation of DNA-templated transcription.
AUGGAGCAAGCUCAUGAAAUCGAGCUGGUGUCAUUAGCAUGGAAACUAAGGAGGAGUGUUGAGAUUAGUUCCCAUGCAAAGGUGGCCAUGCAAGAAAAAAGGGGCAGCAGGCAAUCGAGCCAUGGUGUGCAGCAGCUAGAGCUUGAAGUUGCCGAACUACUUGCUGCAUUUAGUUGUAAUAACCCCAAAGCCAAAAGUAGGGAGAAUGAAGUUAGAGGAGCUACGAGUGCCUCCUCUCCUGACCACCAAUCAGAUAAUGAAGAAACUGACGUAGCUCAGUCUGAACAGAGCUUAGACCCCUCUCAUUUGAAACGCCUCCGCAGGAUGCUUUCGAAUAGGGAGUCUGCCAGGCGGUCAAGAAAAAGAAAGCAAGAGCAUCUCACAGAUCUUGAAUUUCUGGCUGAACAAUUGAGGGGAGAAAAUGAUUCCCUCUACAGGCAGCUUACAAAUGCUCAUCAACAAUUUCGUGACGCUGACACUAGUAACCGAGUGCUUAAGUCAGAUGUGGAAGCCCUGAGAGUCAAGGUAAAGUUAGCAGAGGAUGUGCUUGCUCGAGGCUCCCUCCCAUGUGGUUUGAAUCAACUUGUGCAAACUCAGUUAACUUCACCGCAAAAAAUUGCUUCUCAUAAUCAUAGUCUUGGGCGGGUGGCAAAUGUCUCACCCACCAUUACCAUCCAUGGAGAUGUUUCCUCUAAUUCUGGAUUGACUAUUUCUGGGGAUAUCAGCAAUGUCAAUGCCAAUCUCAAUAAUGGAACUGGUGCUGAUGCUGCUGUGAGUUGUGUUUCUGAAAUUUGGCGUUAAGGACUGCUUUGUUUGAUUAGAUCUAGCUAAUGUUAUACA